This is a messenger RNA of Cottoperca gobio, 1325 nucleotides long. It is a transcript of the gene il1b, whose product is annotated as interleukin 1, beta. The record is from RefSeq and is a predicted model, not a curated record. The transcript is spliced from 5 exons. NCBI's taxonomy places the organism in Eukaryota, Metazoa, Chordata, Actinopteri, Perciformes, Bovichtidae. Gene Ontology annotation, molecular function: cytokine activity. Bases 95 to 847 code for a protein of 250 amino acids. Gene Ontology annotation, biological process: positive regulation of gene expression; cellular response to lipopolysaccharide; regulation of non-canonical NF-kappaB signal transduction.
ACACUGACAACAGAACCACUGCUGGGAUCUUAACCAAACACACUUGAAACAACUUCUAAUCUACUGAUCUAAACAGAUUCUUAAAUAAAAAAAGAUGGACUCUGAGAUGAAUUGCGACGUGAGCCAGAUGUGGAGCCCCAAUACAUCCUCAGGACUGGACUUUGAGAUUACCCAUCAUCCACUGACGAUGAGGAACGUGGUCAACCUCAUCGUAGCCAUGGAGAGGAUGAAGGGCAGCAGCUCAGAAUCAGUGUUGAGCACCGAAUUCAGAGAUGAACAACUGCUCAACGUCAUAAUGGAUAGCAUAGUGGAAGAGCAAAUUAUGUACGAGUGUGAAUCAGCUCCACCAGUUCAGAUCAGAUGGACGGGCGAGGAACAGCAAAGCGUGACCGACAGCGAGAAGAGGAGCUUAGUUCUGGUGGAGAACAGCAUGGAGCUCCACGCAGUGACGCUGCAGGGAGGCGCGGAACCCAGAAAAGUUUUCCUGAACAUGUCGACCUUUUUGCACCCUGCAUCCACUAUUGAGGGCAGAACUGUGGCUCUGGGCAUCAAGGGCAAAAAUCUCUACCUGUCUUGCCAUAUGAAUGGUGCUGAGCCAACCUUGCAUCUGGAGGCAGUGGAGGACAGAAGUCUGUUGAGCAUCAACUUGGACAGCAACAUGGUGCGAUUUCUCUUCUACAAACAGGACACCGGGGUGAACAUCAGCACCCUCAUGUCUGUCGCCUUCCCUGACUGGUACAUUAGCACAGCAGAACAGACCAACAAGCCAGUGGAAAUGUGCCAGCAGUCUGCCAGCCGCUACCAAACCUUCAACAUCAGUGACAUCCCAGAGGAUGUUAAACAUUAGAGUUAAAACCUAAAGACACCCAAAGUGGAUGUGCAUCUGUAAGUCAAGUUUGACCGUCUUAAGAGGAACAUUUGGGUAUUGAACAGAGUAUAAAAUAUACUGCAUUUCAGCUUUUUUGAUUCAAAAAAGGCAACUAACAAUAUUUAUUUUUACAAAAGCACAACCACUGUCUUCUAGAAAAACUUCUGCAAGUAUUACAGAGAGUCUAUUUACUGUAUGUACCAAGUACAGAAAGUGAAAAGCUGGGUGUAUUGACAUAAGUCAAGUUUCACCAGAAGGUGGCAUCAUUGUGCUAUCUGGUGAGCACCUUGUGUAUUUAUUUUGCUGAAUGUCAUGAUACACUGUUAAUGAUUUUAUCUAUUAUUUUAUUUAUCUAUAUUUAUGCAUCAAUUCAACAUGUAUAUUUAUGUAUAACUCUGUUAACUAACAAUUAUUUAAAUUAUGCACUGUGAAAUAUUUAAUAAAGCCUUUGAACUUA